AUGGCGCCACAAGACCCUGACAUCGAUCGGCACACGGUGCCUCCAAGCAGGAGCUCCAAAAGUGGUUCUACUGGAGAUGGAAGUGGGAGUUUUUCAGGAAGAGAGGAUGGAUUAAGAGAGAAGGGAGAGGGAUCUGUUGAUGAUGCGGCUGGCGAAACCAAGAAAAGCCGACACACGAAGAAGACUGAGCCGCUGGAGAACGAGGAGCCGCUGGUGCCUGAAAUCAAGGAAGAACCUCAGAACGACGGCCAGGAUGACGCUCCCGAGGCGAAGUCACCCCUGGUUACGUUUAAGAUCCGGGUGGUGGCUCGAAAGGUGGCUUGCGCUGUUCUCAGAGUGCUCAAGUCGGUGUGGCUAGCUUGUGCCUUCUGUUUGGCCAUCAACAUCGGUCUUUUUAUCGUGGAAAGUAUCAUGAGUCAACAGGUGGGCACCAUUGUUGCCGUACCACUCAUCAGCGCCAUCUUUACUAUCAUUGUGGUGGUGAUGGAGGUGCUUCGGCGCCAGAGAAAGUUCCAGAAUUUGGUUUCAAAGAAGGGCAUUUACCUCCAGCUUUGGUCUGCCUUCAAAUACGGCAUGGUGAUUGUCUACUUGGGUCUCUCAAUUGGUUACAUCGUCACACUCAUCACUGGUACCAUCAAGAAUCCACUCAUACUAGAUAACGAUACCCUUAGCGAGCUCAAUCUUCUGUUUUCAAACCGUGUCACUAUCAUCAUUUUGUCUAUUGUCGCUAUGUUGGCAAACAUACUCGUUCUCGUCCAUGUGUGGGAGGUCUCAAAAAAGGGCAAGGUUCAGAUCUUGAUUGUCAUUGCAUGUCUUGUCAACUUUAUUAUCAGUGUUGCCGAAAUCAAAAUCAGCUCGAAUGCUAACAAUGACAUGAUUUGGGAUCACGAAGACGACAAAUACACCUUGCCCAUGAUCUACAUAUACACGGAAUCCUUUUCCUUAUGCGGUUCCUUGAUUGGCCUCUCUGUUGGUGCUAUUGUCAACGAAAGAAACAGGCUUUCCGAUACCGUUGGCCAGUUUCUUUUCUUACAUGAUGGUUUUAUGAUCGUCUUGGCUGUUUUGAGUUUGGUCAGUGCCAUAGAUUCAAUUGUUCGCCAGCAUGUCAAUGGGUACCUGGUUCCCACGUCUUUGAACGUCUUUUACUUCUACACUUUCGUGCUUUGCCUCCUUCUCAUUUCGUGUUCUCGUUACUUGAGGUCAAGACGCCCUCCUUCUUUUGAUGUCGAAGAGCUUGACCUUUCCCGCCUCACUGAAGCCCAAAAAUCUGCUUUCGCUAAGCUCAUCACAUACAACAAAACAGCAAAUCCUGAAGUUUCCGGUGAGUCAGUUAUCGCCAUGAUGGAGGCCUAUAGCAAAAGUCCACUAGAAAACAUGCAUUGCACUGUUUUGAGAGUUUACAAAUCGGAGAGGAUAAAACAAGAAGAGAGGGAUCAGGCACAAGCAGGUCUUGCUGACCUUGAUACCUGGGAUGUGAUUGAUCGUGAAGGUACCAUCUUUGAUGAAGAAGCUACUUUGCAUGAGGAGCCAAUAGUAAAGGCCCCUCAGCCAAUGUCCAAAAACAAAAGGAAAAAGCUUGCAAAGAAAGCUGCCGCUGGCGGCGCUGACUAUCCUUUGGAAUGUCCUACAGAUCAGGAUAUAAAGGAGCAAGUUAAGUUCCAUUCAGAUUUGAUGGCUACUGAAGCUCUUGUUCUUUUCACGACCAUUGAGGCAUAUGACUUGACAGCACCAUUGACCGGAAAGUUUGGCAGAUUCUUACAAAGGAACUUUGGCAAAGAGUCAAAAUCCCAACUUCUUUGCUUCAGAAUAGGUCUCCUUGGUUUCCACUGGCCAUUUGUCAGAUCCACCUUCUAUUGUCAGAACUCAGACAAGCCAGUAGCAAGAAGCGCUGCUGUUAUGCAUGCAUUAGGAAAAUGGAAUAAGAAAAUGGCUUCUUCCCAGAGAUGCAGUGUCAUGAUAGAUCCUACUAUCACAAACACCCCUGCUGAACAAGCUAUCCGACUCGGUGGCUGGUACAACAUCAACCUUCCCGCAUCUCAUAUCAUUAACAUGAAACCCCACAAAGGAAAGUCUCUCACCGACUACUUCAAGGCAGUUAAGUAUAGAAGUCAGGAAGCAGAGUUUAAGCGCUCACACGGUGAAGUCAUUGAAAUCAAAGAGCCCACUGACGAGCACUGUCAAACAAUAGUUGACCUAUGGGAGAAGAUUGCAGAAGGAAGGUCCGAAGGAGGUUACACUGCAACCUUGGCAGCCCCAAACAAAGAUUUCAUCAAGCUGAUGACUGCAAAUUCUAAUAACAAAUGCGAUAGGACUUUACUUUUCCUUAAAGUGGAUGGAAAAGUGAUAGCGUCAUGUGUAUUGUUCAGGAUUGGCGACACAAUUACUUCAGAUAUUCAAGGUUUGGACCACGAACUCGCAAGGCCAAUGAAGGGCUACUUCGUUAUGAUGCAAGAAACAAUUGCAAUUGCACUCAAGGAAGGGAAAGAUUUUGUCGAUUUCGGUCCAACCACAGAGAAAGCCAAACUAAGUAUCGGCUGUAAGUCUGUCCCAUUAACAGGAGCUUUGUUCACCAAUUUCCCCUUAUUAUCGUUUGUCGUUUCAAUCGCUGCUGCACAUAAUUUUAUUGUAACCGAGCAUGACUUGAGAAGGGAGACAGCUCUCCGUUCCGAUGUCAUUUCUAAAUCCUCGUCUUGUCAGAUGAAGGAACCACUGUGCUUCUGUGUUCUUGGAAGUAGAUUCCACAACUCUUCUGCCUGUAUCAUCAGAAUCAGGUUCACCAAGUCCAACUUAUUAUAA
Molecule: messenger RNA, 2796 nt
Organism: Candidozyma haemuli
Lineage: Eukaryota; Fungi; Ascomycota; Pichiomycetes; Serinales; Metschnikowiaceae
Exons: 3
Coding region: 1-2796 (931 amino acids)
Source: RefSeq, a predicted model, not a curated record